Molecule: messenger RNA, 2330 nt
Organism: Paramormyrops kingsleyae
Lineage: Eukaryota; Metazoa; Chordata; Actinopteri; Osteoglossiformes; Mormyridae
Product: cleavage and polyadenylation specificity factor subunit 6
Molecular function (GO): RNA binding
Source: RefSeq, a predicted model, not a curated record
UGUCCCAUUCCUCUUUGCGGUUUUUUUCUGCUUCCGUCAGAAGGAGGAGGAGGCUGAAUGGAAAAUGGCGGACGGCGUAGACCAUAUCGACAUCUACGCCGAUGUGGAAGAGGAGUUUAACCAGGAGUCCGACUACAACGUCCAUGAGCAGAUAGACCUGUACGAUGAUGUCAUCUCACCCUCCGCCAACAACGGCGAUGCCCCAGAAGACCGAGACUACAUGGACAGCCUCCCCCCACCUGUAGGUGGCGAUGGAGGCAAAGGGGCUCCAUCCAAUGUGGUCUACACCUACACUGGGAAGCGCGUCGCCCUAUACAUUGGCAACCUGACCUGGUGGACGACAGAUGAGGAUCUGACUGAAGGAAUUCGCUCGUUGGGCGUGAAUGACGUGCUGGAGAUCAAGUUCUUUGAAAACCGUGCGAACGGCCAGUCAAAAGGGUUUGCCCUAGUCUGCGUGGGCUCUGAGGCCUCCUCCAGGAAGCUGCUGGAGCUCCUCCCCAAACGGGAGCUUCACGGCCAGAACCCCCUGGUCACGCCAUGCAACAAGCAGUCGCUCAGCCAGUUCGAGAUGCAGUCCAGAAAAAGUACAGGCACGCAGUCGGGACAGAUGUCCGGAGAGGGCAAGGCGGGUCCCCCAGGUGGCGGACCACGCGGUGGGUUCCCCCUGGGUCGUGGCAGGGGACGCUUCCCCGGCCCCGCCGGGCCCCCUGGAGACCGCUUUCCAGGGCCCAUCGGACAUGGGGGCCCCCCUCUCCAUUUCCCAGGUCUGCCGGGUCCCCCGCGGCCCCCAAGUGGCCCCCCGGGGCCUCCUGGGCCUCCUGGGCCCCCACUUCCUGGACAGGGCCUCCCACCUCCUGUGUCUGGCCCCCCAAACCGGGGCGACCGCCCCAUGCCCCCAGUCCUGUUCCCGGGCCAGUUUGGCCAGCCCCCUUUAGGUCCUCUUCCUCCAGGCCCCCCACCUCCUGUCCCCGGCUAUGGGCCACCUCCAGGUCCCCCCCCUCCACAGCAGGGCCCGCCUCCCCCAGGACCCUACCCUCCACGGCCCCCUGGCCCCAUCGGCCCACCCCUCGGGCUGGCCCCCCCACCACACAUGGGUGGUCCUCCCCCCGGCGGCCCCCCCCCAGCCCCUCACGUGAACCCGGCAUUCUUCCCUCCACCCGGAAACGGUGCCAUGCCGUCAUCUGACAAUCGCGGGCCCCCCCCUAAUGACCCCUAUGGCCGCCCCCCACCAUACGACAGAGGAGACUUCGGCCCCGGUGGCAGGGAGAUGGACACAGCUCGAGCUCCCCUGAGCGACGCCGAGUUUGAGGAGAUCAUGAACCGCAACCGGGCCAUCUCCAGCAGCGCGAUCUCCAGGGCGGUAUCGGACGCCAGCGCAGCUGAUUACGGCAGCGCCAUCGAGACGCUGGUCACGGCCAUCUCCCUCAUCAAGCAGUCCAAGGUGUCGGCAGACGAUCGCUGCAAAGUGCUCAUCAGCUCCCUGCAGGACUGCUUGCACGGCAUCGAGUCCAAGUCCUAUGGUUCUGCUUCUAGAAGACGGGAGAGGUCUAGGGAGAGGGACCACAGCCGCUCACGGGAGAAGAGCCGCCGGCACAAGUCGCGGAGCCGAGAGCGGCACGAGGAUUACUACCGUGAGCGCAGUCGCGAUCGUGAGAGACACCGGGACCGGGACCGGGACCGCGAGAGGGACAGAGACCGCGAGAGGGAGUACCGCCACCGUUAACGAAGUUGGAGGGAAGAUCAGGGACUGCAGUGUCACCAUGGUCGUUUGGGGACGGAUCGUCGCCGGCCAUCUCUUCUCCGCCUUGGAGGGACCGGCCUCCACGUCCACAGCUAUGACGGACGGAUCAACAGAUCAGCUCGGAAAGCAAAACCUGCAAUUGUGAUCAACCUGAUCGAUUUAUUUUUACAAUGCUUUCUGAGUUUAUUUGGUAUAUUAUUAAAAGAAAAAAACCUGUGUGAUUGAAUGUUACUGAUUUCCAAAAUAAGAUACCUACUCUGUACACAAAAAACCUUUUUAACAGAUGUUUAAUUUUCUGUAGAUAAUUGUCUUACUCUUUUUACAGGUUUUGUGUUUUUGUUUUGUUUUUUUUUCCUUCAGGUAAUGUCUGUAAUGUCAUGGCUUUUUACGAUAGACUUAGUGUUGUAAUAAACUGUUUGCUGGGACCGAAUAAUCCAUAUUUCUCCCAGUUUCUUUGCAUCCUGCAACCGGCUUGGUCGUCUUUUCAUUUGCAUUAAAUGUAGAUGUCAAUGAAUUGAAAUGCAUCCCACUGAUUGCUUGGUUUGAGCCUCCAGCAGUUUUUUUUAAAUAAAGUAUUUUUUCACAGUAA